AUGUCUACAGGCACCAUCCAUGAUCUUGUGGGGAGAGGAGCUCUCACCGAGGAGGAUCUUUUAGAGGGCGACCGGUUGAAAGCUAUUAACGAAGUUGACCCUGAAGGCUCACUGACACCGCUUGGUGCUGCUGUAUUAAAUGGCGAUAUUUCCGCCACCAGAUUGCUGCUCAAGCAUGGCGCAGAUGUCAACAAGCCUUCUGGAUCCCCUUCCGGAACCCGAACACCCCUUUGGAUCGCAGUUUCAAAAAUGAAAAAGCCGGAAAACAUCGGCCCAAUCGUCAAGAUCCUUCUUGAAGCAGAGGCAGAUCCAAAUUUGUCAUCCUCGGAUGAUAAAAACACGUCGCCGUUAUUAAAUGCCGUGAAAGAGAAUAACAUCGAGUUGAUCAUGAUGUUGAUGAGCUACGGAGCGUCGCCAACAGCAGUGGAUAAGUCUGGAAUGUCAGCGGAGAAGUUUGCAGCAAAAAAGAAACGUCAUAAGAUUCUAACGGCCCUAUCCCCUAACUCAUGGCAUACUGAACGACUCAAGGCUGCUGGGAUGGUCGUCGGCCUUGUAACAUUCGUCGUUGCGUGGGCUAACACCACACCGUCCCAACGUAGAAAGAUCGAGGCAGGCGCCGCGCUCCUACUUAUGGGUGGUGUUAUAGCUAUGAAUUUUGGUGGCCAGGGUACAGCUGAGCCUACCACCCAGUCUACUGCUGGCAAAACCAACCGCAAAGCGAACACCGGUAACCCUGCCAAAUCGGCUGCUAAUAAAAAAAAGAAGCCCGCCAGUGGUAGUUCGAAACCUCAAAAUGAUGCUACUACAAGAACCAAGCCCGCACAGCCUCAUGGUGCCGCAAAUUCUGAUAUUGGCAGUACCAGCCGCAAAACGAACGUUAGCAAUCCCGCCAAAUCCGCUGCUCAGAAGAAAAAUCUGUCUACCGAUGGUAGUUCAAAACCUCCAGUCAGUGCCACUGCCAUAAACGAACCUGUACAGCCUAAUGGCAACGCCCAGCCUAAUGGUAUUACUCGGCCUGGUAUUGAAAACGCCACCGAACCGGAAAUUGGUAGUCCUGCUCACUCUGCUGGUAGUGGUACAAAUCUGCCUGCCAGCGGUGGUUUGAGGCCUCCGACCAGUCCUACUAUCAUAAAGGAGCCCGCACAGUCUAAUGGUACCGCACAGUCUAAUGGUACCGCACAGUUUGAUGGUACCGCACAGUCCGAUGGUAUCGCGCAGCCUAAUGGUACAGCACAUCCUAAGGAUACAGCACAUCCUAAGGGUACAGCACAGUCUAAUGCUAUCACCCAGUCUGAUACUGAUAGUACUUCUGAAGCUGCUGUGAUUGCCAGCCCCACUCAACCCACGAUCGAUAUUAAUAAGAACUCGCCUGCCGACGGUAGUUCAAAACAUCCAGUCGGUACCACUGCUACAGACAAACCUGCACAGUCUAAUGGCAUCAAUCGGCCUAGUACUAGUCAUGAAAAUGCCAUUCAAACGGACAUUCAUAAUCCUACCCAACUCACUGCUGAUAAUACAAACCGAUCGGCCGUUGAUGGUUUAAAAGCUCCAAUCGAUGAUACUACCAAAGCUGCUGCCACAAAUACCACAGAAUCUGCCAUAAAGAACGACCCCCGGGCUAUACCUACUGAAAAUAACCACUCCUCUAUUGAUGAUACGAAUGAGCCUGCCGAUGGCAGUUCAAAGCUUCCGAUCAAUGAUACUACCCAAAUUACUGCUAAAGAUACCGUGGAGCCCGCCGUGGAGAAUGGUGUCCAGACUAUACCUACUGAAAAUACCCACUCCCCUAUUGAUGAUCCGAAUAAGUCUGCCGAUGGUAGUUCAAAUACUUCAAGCGACGAUACUACCAAAACUGCUACCGGAGAAACUACAGAGCCCGCCAUAAAGAAUGGUGUCCAGACUAUACCUAAUGAAAAUACCCACUCCCCUAUUGAUGAUCCGAAUAAGUCUGCCGAUGGUAGUUCAAAUACUCCAAGCGACGAUACCACCAAAACUGCUACCGGAGAAACUACAGAGCCCGCCAUAAAGAAUGGUCUCCAGACUAUAGCUGGUGAAACCACUGAAUCCUCUAUUGAUCAUACGAACCAGUCUGUCGAUGAGGGUUCAAACCCUUUAGUUGAUGAUGCCACCCGAGUUGCCGCCGAAAACACCGCAGAGUCUGCCCUGGAGUCAAAUGGUGCCCAGCCUAAAGCAGCUCAAACUACCCAGGCUACCGACGGGACCACUAUCAGUGAUACCCAACCUCCUAACAAUAAUGCCGCCCAACUCGACAAUGACAACGGCAAUAAUAAUGGCAAUGGUGAUGACGGUAACGAUAAUGAUGGAGAUAAUGAUGGAGACAACGAUGGAGAUAACGAUGGCGAUAACGAUGGCGAUAACGAUGGCGAUAACGAUGGCGAUAACGAUGGCGAUAAUGACAGCAAUAAUGACGGUGGCAGUGGCAGUGAUGAUGGUGAUGGUGACGAGGGUGAUAGUGAUGGUGGUGAUGGUACUUACAGCCCCGUGUCUGGGGCCCUCAUCAACCGAUUCGGCACAACUGGUGAUUUCGGCGAUAUUGAAAAGAUGUCUCCGGAACUCAGGGAAUUAAUGCUCAAAGAGAAUGUUGCGGAGUUCAAGAAAGGUGUCAACGAAUACAUAACAAAGUCAGGUCUAAACAGAUUUUUCCCACCUGAUGAUCCUUUCUUACAAGACGUUAUAAGAAAGGCACUUGAACUUGAGAAAGAUCCACAGAACGUACUCGACGUCAAGGAAUUAACAAAGUUAACUCUUUAUAAGACGGUUUUAUACUUGGACGACAGCGGUUCAAUGCAGAAGGGUACACGCGUUCAAGACCUAAGAAAGCUAGUUGAACGAAUAGCUAGCAUAACUACUAAAUUACUUCCGGACGGAGAAGGCAUAGAGCUGCGCUUUAUCAACGCUCCUACUAACGACAGCUAUAGCAAACCUAGCCUGGGAUUGGUUGACAAAAUCAUUUCAGAAUUGCGAAUGUGGGGGUGGACACCAAUUGGAACAAGCCUCAAAGGUAAAAUUCUGAUGCCGCUUGUUUAUAAACCACUUGUCACCCAAGAGUUUAAGCGGCCGAUGCUCGUGACUAUUAUUACCGACGGGUUUCCUGAGGGUCCCCACGGUCGACAAAACCGGGAAAAACGCGACACGUUUAAAAAUGCUAUCCUCGAGUGUGGUAAGAGGCUUGUGGAUUAUGGCUAUGACUCGACUGCUGUUUUGUUCCAAAUAAGUCAAAUUGGGGCAGAGGAAGAGGCGGCACGAUUUAUAGAAAGUCUUAGGCUUGAUAGAGAAUUGGACGACGUACUAUACUGUACUACAGACCAAUUAGAUGCAAAAUACCAAGAGUUGCACGAUAACCACAACGGACUGGAGCAAUGGCUCUUGUCAACGUUGUUGGGUCCUAUUUAUAAUGCAGUACCAGGUUAA
Orbilia oligospora ATCC 24927 is the source of this 3432-nucleotide messenger RNA. RefSeq lists its product as uncharacterized. The coding region runs from base 1 to 3432 and encodes 1143 amino acids. The transcript is spliced from 6 exons. The record is from RefSeq and is a predicted model, not a curated record. NCBI's taxonomy places the organism in Eukaryota, Fungi, Ascomycota, Orbiliomycetes, Orbiliales, Orbiliaceae. Gene Ontology annotation, molecular function: protein binding.